AGAAGAAAUGGAGAAAUAAAAAAGAGAAUCCCUUUCUUUCAAGUUCCUCUCUCUGUUUCUCUUUUUUGCUCUCUCUCUCUCUCUCUUCCUUCUUUGCUUCUUUCUUAGCGAAGAAGAGAAGAGAAGAGAAACAAUCAAACGACCCAUUUGCAGUACCUCUCUGUUCUUUUUCCUGUAGCGUAUGUUUGUGAUCUUUUGUUGUGCUCUAGUGGAUUCGAGAUCCUUUCUGUUCAAGUUAAGAUGAUGGUUGCAAACAGUUUUGAUUUAUGGCGAAAGGACGCCUUCUUUUCUGCAGCCGAGGAGGUUCAGGAAUCCGCAGAUAUAAUGGAGUCAGCAUACAGGAUGUGGGUAAAAGAAAGAAAACAAGGGCUGACAACAACAGAUUCUGCCGAACUCUGUAGAGAGCUUCAGGUUGCAUUAGGUACUGCAAAAUGGCAGUUGGAAGAGUUUGAGAAGGCUACAAGGUUGAGCCAUGGACAUCGUUGCGAUGAUAUUACGGCAACUAGGCACAAGCAGUUUAUUGCUGCAAUUGAGAACCAGAUUUCUCUUGUAGAAGCUGCAUUGAGAGAAGCUUUUAUUGAGGAGGGAAAACAACCUCUUCGUUGGGUAAAUUUGGAUGAAGAAGAACGGGAUGAUCUAGCAGUGUUUCUCUCUGGUACGUCCCCAAGUUUCCAACCUUCUGCAAAAGGCAUUCUUUCGGAGAAUUGUUGCAAGACAAAGGAGGCAGAUGCUGAUGCUAGUGCUGUCUCUGAUGGAGAUAUAUGUGAAAUGGAAAUUUCUAAAGAUUAUGAGUGUAUCAUACAAGUAAAAGAUAGUGUAAGUUCUGGAAGGAUUGAUGAUACGUCCUGUCAACAAGAAAAUGCAACCAGUACAAGGAGAAUAUGGACUUCACCAAAUUUUGGCUCUUUGAAGAUUGUAAUUGAUGAUAAAUAUGAAGAGAGAAAUGAAUUGACAAAAGGCAUUGAAGCCACACCUAAAGAAAAAGGUUCAAAGCCUUUCUUUUGGAAACAAAGAUGUCAAGAGCCUUCUCAGGCCAAGGGGGCACUCAAGUUAUUAAAUCCGAUUUUUGGUCGGGGUGGGGGGUUGCAAAGACAAUUACAAAGUCCAGUGCAAUUGCAGAUGAGUUGUUCCCUGCAAUUUACACUUGCUUUGAUGAUAGCUAUUUUUUUAAUUGUGCCUUUUGUACUUUAUUCAAGUUGAGGGCAAGGGAUUGCUAACUGCAGCAUGUGAAAAUAUGAGAUCAGAGAAUCCCUCGAACUGCGAUGCUUAUGAUUCCAAACUUCGUCCAGCCAUUUUCAGUAUCUGGGAGCUGGCAAAACUUGCUGCUGGAUCCACUAGGAGUUAGCUUGUGACAGAAGUAGAGGUAUCAUUUUAGCUUUCCUCGUCACAAAAGGUGUAAACUGUAAAUUGCAUUCAUAUGUUAUAAGGCUUAUGCUUGCUAGAAGGUUUGGUAGUAUGGACAAAUCCCAUUUGAAUCAGGCUUCAGACUUGUAAAAAUUAAUCUCUCUAGAGAUUGUGCUAAACCAAGUAAAGAGUUCUGAGCUUAUGUAUCCAAUAGCUUCUGUUGAAUGUCUAUUGCUCCAUCCUUUAUAUGGUCAAUCAAAGUAUGAAUAUGGU
Molecule: messenger RNA, 1617 nt
Organism: Rubroshorea leprosula
Lineage: Eukaryota; Viridiplantae; Streptophyta; Magnoliopsida; Malvales; Dipterocarpaceae
Source: the annotation of a GenBank genome assembly